Molecule: messenger RNA, 5916 nt
Organism: Morone saxatilis (striped sea-bass)
Lineage: Eukaryota; Metazoa; Chordata; Actinopteri; Moronidae
Gene: mapk8ip3
Product: mitogen-activated protein kinase 8 interacting protein 3
Biological process (GO): vesicle-mediated transport
Cellular component (GO): cytoplasm
Molecular function (GO): signaling receptor complex adaptor activity; JUN kinase binding; kinesin binding
Source: RefSeq, a predicted model, not a curated record
AAAUUCAUUGAAUUCGAGGAUGCGUUGGAAGCUGAGAAGAAGGACCUGCAGGUGCAGGUGGAUUUUCUGGAGCUGCAGGGAAAACAGCUGGAGCUCAAGACAAAGAACUAUUCUGACCAGAUCACUCGGCUGGAGGAGCGAGAAUCAGAUAUGAAGAAAGAGUACAACGCCCUGCACCAGCGCCACACUGAGAUGAUUCAGACAUACGUGGAGCACAUAGAGCGGUCCAAAAUGCAGCAGACAGGGAGCAACAGCCAAUCAGAACCCGGCUGUGGACGAACCAAAGCGGAGCGCCCGCCGUCAUUGAGCCUGUACCCCAGCGGUGAGGGAAUGGUACGUGGGGGUCUCGGGGGGGCUAGGAUGAUGCCCGGGAAAGACAUCUGGCAGGUCAGCGUGCCCGGCCAGUCUACCUUCUGCUCUGCCUAUCAGGAGGAUGAAUCAGAGUCCGACUCAUUGGCGGCCACACCCAGCAGCACGGGAAGCAAGUCUAACACACCCACCUCCUCCGUCCCCUCCGCCACUGUCACCCCCAUCAACGAGGGCUUCCUCCCGCAUUCGGAGUUCGAUGCGAUGCGGGCUGGGAACCGCAGGAAAGGUGUCAAGCGGCUCAGCCGGAAUAUGGAGGUGCAGGUUUCCCAGGAAACCAGGAAUGUCAGCAUCGGUAUGGGAAGCAGCGAUGAGUGGUCCGAGUUUCAGGAGAUCAUCGAUUCUACCCCUGACCUGGACCCCCGUGUGUACGGAGGAGGAAACAGCCCCUCCCAGGGCAUAGUGAACGAGGCCUUCGGCAUCAACACCGACUCUCUCUACCAUGAGAUCAAAGACGCCAAGUCGGACAUCAUUGGAGAUGUAGAUGCAGGCGCCGAGCUGCUAGGCGAGUUCUCAGUCCGUGAUGAUUUCUUCGGGAUGGGCAAGGAGGUGGAGAACCUGCUGACAGAGAACAAACAGCUCCUAGAGACCAAAAAUGCUCUUAACAUUGUGAAAAAUGACCUAAUUGCCAAAGUGGACGAGCUGUCCGGGGAGCAGGAGGUGCUGAGGGAGGAGCUGGAGGCUGUGAGGCAGUCCAAGAACAAGGUGGACGCCAGAGUCAAGGAGCUGGAAGAAGAACUCAAGAGGUUAAGAGCAGAGGCUCUCGGUGCGUCUCGGGACUCCAAGGAUGAAGGAGGUGAUGAUUUUUCAUCACCCAUGCAGGACGGCGACAUGACGAUGACGCAGCGACGGAGGUUCACCCGGGUGGAGAUGGCCCGCGUGCUGAUGGAGAGGAACCAGUACAAAGAGAGACUGAUGGAGCUGCAGGAGGCCGUGCGGUGGACAGAAAUGAUCAGGGCGUCCCGAGAGAGUCCUCCAAUCCAAGAAAAAAAGAAGUCCACCAUCUGGCAGUUCUUUGCACGUCUCUUCAGCACAUCGUCCAGCCCUCCACCUGUCAAGCGGCCGUACUACAGCGUCAACAUCCACUACAAGUCUCCCUCGCCGGCUGGUUUCUCCCAGCGACGCAGCCACACCAUGUGUCAGAUCUCCACCUCCAACCGCACGCUGGAGUUCUUCCCUGAAGAACUGGCCAGUAAUGGUGUUGCGUCUCUCCUCAGUGACUCGGCACUGUUGGCCCGCCGAGAGCAGCGGCGUGAACAGUACCGGCAGGUCCGAGAGCACAUGCGCCGCGAUGAUGGCAUCAUGCAGGCCUGUGGUUGGAGUGUGCCUUCUCGCUUCAAACAGACUGGUGGUCAGACGGACAGCGCUCAGGACAGCCCGCUGAAGAGACAACAGACCACUAACGAGAAGGAGGACAACCGCAUGAAGAAUGUGCCUGUCCCGGUGUACUGUCGUCCUCUGGUGGAGAAGGACCCCAAUAGGAAGUUGUGGUGUGCAGCCGGGGUGGACUUGACUGGAUGGAGAGCCAGCAGCCAGGAAUCGGUACCUGCCAAAGUACCAUCAGGCAGCACCGACCCCCUGCACGCUGACGACGAUGGAACUGGCAAGAAGAGCAGCCACAGCUCCCCAGAGAAGAGGAAGUCGAAGGAGCUCCAGGAAACAGACACCAUGAGCAGUCGAGUGUGGAUCCUCACCAGCACCCACUCUGCCAGCAAGGUGGUCAUCAUCGAUGCCAACCAGCCGGGCUCACUGGUCGACCAGUUCAACGUCUGCAACGCCCAUGUGCUCUGCAUCUCCAGCGUGCCAGCUGCCAGUGAGAGCGACUAUCCAGCAGGAGAGAUCGUGUUAGAUCCAGGUGACGGUGGAGCAGGUGGAGGCGAGGACACCGGCAGCGUGGAGGGCAUGUUGGCUGGCAUCACUCUUGUAGGCUGCGCCACCAACUGCAGUGUCGCUCGUAGCAACUGCUCCUCACGCACUGACACGCCCAUUAUGGACAAAGGACAAGCCCCGACAGCUCCCCCCAUGAACGGGAAGAUUCACCCUGCCCAGUCGGCCGAGGAGGCCACAGAGGCCACAGAGGUCCCAGAGUCAACAGCCAGCCACACAGAGCCGGGACCUCCAGGACCAUUUACUGAGCACGUCUUCACAGAUCCACAGCCUCGUCCAGCAGACAACUCCGACAGGAACACAGGUCAAUCCAAAGAGGAAACUUCUCACCCUCCAGAGUCAGAGGACGGAGGGGAAGAAGCCAAGAACUACACCAGCGUGGCCCCCACUAUGUGGCUCGGGGCCCAGAACGGCUGGCUCUACGUCCACUCAGCAGUUGGAAACUGGAAGAAGUGUCUCCACUCCAUCAAACUCAAAGACUCAGUGCUCAGUCUGGUACACGUGAAAGGCCGUGUGCUGGUUGCCCUCGCUGACGGGACCCUCGCCAUAUUUCACAGAUCAGAGGAUGGCCAGUGGGAUUUGUCCAACUACCACCUAAUGGACCUCGGGCGGCCACAUCACUCCAUCCGCUGCAUGGCUGUGGUCCAUGAUAAGGUUUGGUGCGGCUACAAGAACAAGAUCCACGUCAUCCAGCCCAAGAGCAUGCAGAUCGAGAAGUCCUUCGACGCUCAUCCUCGCAGGGAGAGUCAGGUGCGGCAGCUAGCGUGGAUCGGGGACGGCGUCUGGGUGUCGAUCCGGCUAGACUCGACCCUGCGUCUCUACCAUGCGCAUACACACCAGCACCUCCAGGAUGUGGACAUUGAGCCCUACGUCAGCAAGAUGCUGGGUACUGGCAAGCUAGGCUUCUCUUUUGUGCGAAUCACAGCACUUCUGAUUGGUGGAAAUCGUCUCUGGGUAGGAACUGGAAACGGUGUGAUCAUCUCCAUCCCACUGACAGAGACGGUGGUCCUUCACCGGGGACAGCUCCUUGGUGUGAGGGCCAAUAAGGUGUCUCCUACAUCGUCCAGUGGAGUGAUCCAUGUGUACGGGGACGACGGCUCUGAGAAGAGCACCGGCAGCUUCAUCCCUUACUGCUCCAUGGCACAGGCCCAGCUCUGUUUCCAUGGACACCGUGAUGCUGUCAAGUUCUUCGUCUCGGUACCCGGCAAUGUUCUGGCCACCCUUAACGGCAGCGUGCUGGACAGUCCAUCGGAGGGGCAGGGCUCAACAGCGCCCCAAGAGACGGAGGCCCAGAGUGUUCAUAAUGUGUUGGUGCUGAGUGGAGGAGAGGGCUACAUCGACUUCCGUAUAGGAGACGGAGAGGACGAUGAGACGGAGGAAGGAGAGAGUGCUGGAGCCUCGCAGAUGAAACCUGCUUUGUGCAAAGCCGAGCGGAGCCACAUCAUCGUCUGGCAGGUGUCUUACAUACCUGAGUGACACCCGGACCUGCUUCAACACCCCCACCCACUCAUCUCCUUAAAGAAAUCUCCUCCUCCCCCCCCACCCAAAAAAAGCUUCCAGCCACCUAAACCUUGUAAUUAUCCCCGGUCAUGUAAAAGUUCCCCCCUUGGCUCUAAAACGACCCUCAAAGCCGUGUAUUGUCCCUUGUAACUAUUAUAUCCCCUACCUGCCCUGUCACCUUGUAACUUAAAUGCCUUGUAAGUACCUCCUCUGAUCUAGUAAUCUGCCUGCCAUCCUGUUUCUGUCCCACCCAGGGCAUUGUAACUAUCUUCAUGAGCCUUGUAACCCAGCCUCAUAACUACCUCCCUCCUCUGUAUCGAUCUUAUACUCACCCUGUAAGCACACUGUAUCUCCUCCUAUAUUUACCUCAAUUGUCCUGCAUCUGCCCCAGUUACUCCUCCUCCUCUUCCUCCACUUAGUUUGUCAUCUGUGAAACCUCCACCUCAUCUUAAAGCGAAGCCCAGAACAUGCAUCAGUUGUACCAAAAUAAAAAUAAAACAAGAACCGUGGGACGGAAAUGUGAAUGACAGCACUGACUUGCAUUUCCACCAGAAAUGUGUCUGAUGUUUUCUAACAGCCAAUCAGAAAUCCAUUACCAUUUACGCCAUGGUGUGUUUAAAUGGAUGGAGGUGUCAGGUGUUCAUGGAUCAAUCUUUGACAGUGAUUGUGAGUGAAUACAAGAUUGUAGUGGAUGGUAAACCAGUUUGGGUUUGUUUACUAUUUGAGGGAAAUUGAAGGUACGACAACAUGGAAUGAAUUUAAUGUAAAAAUGAUGUCGAAUUCAGCACAAAAGUCUGAGCUUCUUUUGGCUGUUACCUAAAAUAUUUUGCAUACAGUCCUGAAGUCACCUCUAUUUGAAGAGUCUCAGUUUGUGACUUUUGCUCAUAUUCUGCCCCGAUUACAAGAAAAAACCCUCAUGAGGAGGCAAUGACCCCCAAUGACAGGAAAUAUGUGCUGUUGUAAAUCAGAAAGGUCAGAAGAGUCUUGCUGGAGUCGCGUGAACAAUGUUAUAAAACACAGUUGAAAAAGGGUUGAGCGUCAUGUUUCGAGGGUUCAGUCCGAGACUCAUUUCUCUCGUCUGACUGGCUGUUGAUCAGACGGUUCGGUGUAAAGCACGUGAGCGGUGAUGUGUUGUCAUUAUGUGUACAGGGAUUAUUGUCAAUCUCCACACACACUGAAGCCCAUCCUCUUUGUUCAGUAUGGAAAUUCAUGCAUUGAUCUCUAUCCGUGUGGAUUAAAUAUUAAACAUAUUUGUGUGCUGACAAAAGUGGACGGUUGACGUGUGGAUGUCUUGCUUUACGAAACACACAAAACAGAACAUUUUAAAAAGGAUUUCAUGACCAGAUUUAUUGUUUUUGACAUUUCCAAUACGACUUCAUACAAAUUCCACUUUGAUAGAACAAAAGAAGAUAGCGCGAGUGUAGUUCCUCUUUCGUUUGUAAACUGAGACAUGACAUGAUGACACUGCAAAACUAUACGCUCCCCGAAAGCUUUAGUCACACGUCAUAUUUGAAAACUUCUGCCGUUUACAUUCAAGUCUUCCUACAUGAAGUGACAAUCUGGUUUACAUCGUUACAGACAGGAUACUGAGAAUCGUGAACGGGUAAAAAGGCAAUAAUUGUGUUGAUAGUGUUGGUUAAUUGCUCCCAUGUUGUUGGGUUUUCAUUGCAAGGACCGUUGCAGGAGAAACAUUUGGGCUGUUUUUUCGUAAUAAAGAUUGCAAAGAGCUUAUCUUCAGUAACAGAAAAGAAGGAUAUUUGUGUGAUGUGCAAAUUUUUACAAUUAAUCUAUUAUUUAAUGAUUAGUAUAACUCAGAAGAUUACUGUACUUUUAAUGGACAUUAACUUUAAAUGCAGCCAUUUAUACUCGUCAUUCCCUGAAAUUUGUGAAUCGUAACAUUUUAUUGCUCCGCAUUCUGAGCUUAUUGCUUGAAAACUGUAAACAUGAACAUGAACAUGAACUAGUGUUCUGGGCUACACAAAAACUACAAUGAAGUCUGUAACAGAAGCAGACGCUGUGGAGUUGCUGAUCAAGUUAUUGCUCACUUAGUGCACGUUUGCUUUAAAAAGUCAUUUUACCUCAGAUAAAAAAAUAAAUUUCAUGAAAAACGCAAAAAAAAAAAAGAAGCAGCAAGAAAGCGAUGACCUUCACCUCCUGCGUAAC